CCUACUCGAUUUUCAUUUCUUCAGUUUCCUGUGUUGUCUGGCCUUGCAUGCACGGAGUGGUGCGGGGACCGCUCGGCAAUCUUGUGACGUGUUUUUCCACAUCAACAUCAUGGUAUACUACUUUGAACUAAACCGGCGCCUGGAACUUUGAAGAGUGAUAAUUUCCCAGUCUCAUAUGGCAGAAUGUAGCUGAAGGCAGUUUAUUUUCGUUCUUAGCUAACACAGAGAAUCGUGCAACCAGAAACUGUACGGACACAUUGUACACGAGGUUACUUCCUCGAUCUUUUCAUUCGGUCGUCAAUGCUCCGACGUCAAAUUAUCGCUUAAACAUCGCCUCAAGAUGUGGCUGCCUUUCCGUUUUGGCUCAAGUUUAGUCACAAUUUCGAAAGGUGAAAUGAUUGAAGUCUUCGGGGACGAAAAACACCCAACAGGAGAUCUCGUGUUAACUGGCUGAUCAAUCAUUUUUUUCCCGAUGGUUUUUCGCGCGAGACAUUUUUGAUUGAAUUUUCGGCUGUGAAAAUAGUUCAAUUUUCAAAGAUUUUAACGGUUGAUCGCCGUUUUAAGAAGCUAACUUGUUUUUUAAUCCUCGACCCAUGCAAUUUCUUAUUCAUUACUUUCUUUUUCACUUUCGCUGUAAUGCAACAAACAUCGUUCAUUCUACAGUCACAUGGAGGGAGCAUGAAUGGACGGAUUCUAACAAGACUCCUCAACCUACAUAGCGGUAAAUAUCAUGCUAAUUUGCGGCGGUAACCAGGCAGAACUUUCUUUGAUUACAAGGCAUUUGUUAUUCUUAUUUUCUGGUGUUUCCUAUUUUCUUUUGAUCAAAAUUAAACGACGUUUUUCAAGAUCUGAGGGUGGCAUAUGCGAAGAACAAGAUCGCAUGUGUUUUUCGCUGCCAAAAUUAAAUGUUACACAAUCUGCGGGGGCGUCCCUGCGUGGCGCGAAAUAGUCAGGGGCGAAGCUUGUCCACGAGAGUAACUGGCGCCAUCUUCUUCGUAGCGAAUUUAACCUCCCCAAAGUCGGAUCUCGUUUUCGGCUUCGUUGUUAGUUUACGCAAAUCUUCGAAAAGCAGAAGUUAUAGAAAAAGACCUCAUUUAGCCGUCAAGAUGAGCUUUCGCUGAUAGUCGGCGUGGAACAUCACGAUUUUAUGCUUUCAAUGCCCUCCUUUGUUUGCACAUCGCUCGCGGUGAAGUGAAAGCGUUUAUUUCGAAGGCGAGUCCCUUCAACGGACGAGAAACAGCUCAGCUGAGGGUGUAGAGGAUCCGCUACCUACGAAUUGUUUAGAGGAAUACCAAGCGAUUCUGUUUGCGUUUCGAAAGGAGGGUUCCAGACUAGCCUUAAGUGGUUUUGCGUGGAGUGAACUUUGAGAAAUUCAACAUCUCAAGUUAUCCGGUACGCCAUUAUUGGUUGGCCAUUGUUCGCGAAACCGGAUUUAGUUCGUGCCUGUGCCGCGUUGGUAUGAAAACAAUUGAGUUGAAAACGAAAGGAGUUCCGAAAUAAAUCUCGGAGGAAAGUGUCAGAGAACUCAAACAAGGACAUUUUCGUCAAGAGGGGAGUGUUUCGUUUUAGUUUCAGUGACAUUACGGCACAGCAUAGUCGCCCAACGCUGUCGUGUUCGUUGUCGCCAUUUUAACGAACUACCUUGGUGUGGUCAGAUUGCUUCGUAGUUCACUGGAUUUCAAGAUUUGUAGCUUCGCUUUACGUAAAAAGAGGCGUCCUCCGUUCGUGAGUGAAAAUAAGCGAAUCUCAAGACGGAAAAUCGAAAUUGUGCAAGGGAAAUUAGAAGACUUCAGUUUGAGAACUUUCGAUUGAUCGUGACGCGCCGGCUUUCUUUAUAGGGAAAGCAUACCACGAAAACGUCAUUCACGAAAGAAUUAUUCAUAUUCACGAAAACGUCGUGUUAAGAUUUGUCUCUUAGCGAACUAUGUUUUAAUGUUUUGAACGAACCAUGGUGAACAUUAGAGAACUGAUCGACAAUCUUCGGGCGACCAAGCCGCCGUAUGAAUGUCCUUUGUGUCAGAAGAUAUACAAGAGUUACAGUGGAAUAGAAUAUCAUUUGCGUGUUUUUAAACACGAUGGCAUGGAAGUUGUGGGAGCAACGCCAACAUCUUCGAAAAAAGGAAAAGGCCGAGGAAGAAAGAGCGUUAAAAAUAAGAAACCACCGCCAUCUCCGCCAACGGUGAGUGUUCCCAGAGAGACGCUAACUUAUGCUCAAGCGCAGAAAAUUGUUGAAGUGGAAAUAGAAGGUUUUCCUCAUAGAAUCCAUAUAAAUGAUCAAUUAGAUGUUCUGGACAGCGAAGAAAUUUCCACGCCGGAGCCAGAAAAACCAGUGGAAACUUUUGAGACGAUGAUGAUCAAGCCGCUAACUGAUACAAAAUCGAAGAAUGAACAAUCCGGCGAAAACAACAACAAAGCGAGCUUGCCGCUAGCGGAGUACAGCGAGAAGUUGGAAUCGGGUUUUCGGCAGCCCGAUGCACCGGUUAGGUCGACCACUUACUUUCGAUUUAUCGAGCAAACCACUGAAGAAUUGGACGAAAUGGUAGAAUACGACAUGGACGAGGAGGAUUAUAUUUGGUUAGAUACUAUAAAUGAUAAGCGAAAGAGCGAAGGAAUUGCGCCGGUUUCUCAAGAAGUGUUCGAAACUCUGAUGGACAGACUGGAGAAAGAGUCUUACUUUGAGAGCCAAACGAACUGCGACCCAAACCAGUACAUCGAUGAAGAUGCAGUUUGUUGUAUUUGUAACGACGGCGAGUGUCAAAAUAGUAACGCAAUCUUGUUUUGUGACAUGUGUAAUCUGGCUGUCCAUCAAGAGUGUUAUGGUGUACCAUACAUUCCCGAGGGACAGUGGCUUUGUCGUCGAUGUCUUCAGUCACCGUCCAGAGCAGUGGACUGUGUCCUGUGUCCAAACAAAACUGGUGCUUUUAAACAGACAGAUACUGGCAAGUGGGGGCAUGUUGUGUGUGCAUUGUGGAUUCCAGAGGUGUGCUUUGCAAACACAGUAUUUCUGGAACCUAUUGACUCCAUUGAAAACAUUCCUCAAGCAAGGUGGAAACUCACUUGCUACAUCUGUAAGCGUAGGCAUGGCGCAUGCAUCCAGUGUUUCAAGACGAACUGUUAUACGGCAUUUCAUGUCACUUGUGCACAGCAAGCAGGCUUGUACAUGAAGAUUGAACCUGUAAAAGGUGAAAAUGGACAGAUGACUGUGCGUAAGACUGCUUUUUGUGAUGUUCACACACCGUCUGACUCGGAAGCAGGUAAAGAGGAAGAAAACAGCGAAGAAGAAGUUAAGGAAAAAACUAAUGUUUCUAAGAGCAAGACUCCGAGUAAAACAACAAGCAAGACUCCAGCAAAAGCAAGCAGUAAGUCUGCAAAAUCUACCAAGUCCAAACGUAGUAUCAAGAAGUUUCGGAAACUUUUGGCAGAGAAGAAAACAACUGCAGUUCCAAUUGUUAACAUUCCAUUUAUCCCUGCUCAUCGGCUGAGUAAGAUUGUGGGUCGUGUAGCAAUAGGACGCAAAGCUCAGUUUAUUCAGAGCCUUCAGAGUUACUGGAUGCUAAAGCGACAGUCGAGAAAUGGAGUUCCAUUGUUGAGAAGACUUCAGGCCAGCCACCAGAGCCAAAAAGCUGGUGCUGAUGAGUCAAGUGAGAGAUCGCUGAGGAUCAAGGCAAUGAAGGAGCAGCUGCAUUUCUGGCAACGUCUGCGGCAUGAUCUGGAGAGGGCUCGUCUGUUGGUGGAACUGAUCAGAAAGAGAGAGAAGCUUAAACGAGAACAGGUGAAGGUGAAACAACAUGUUGUGGACCUGCAGCUGCAGCCACUCAACAUUGUUCUCAGGAAAACCCUUGAUCUUCUGCAGACCAAAGACCCUGGCGAGAUCUUUGCUGAACCUGUUGAUACUGAUGAGGUUACUGACUAUCUUGAUGUUAUUGAUGAACCCAUGGAUUUCUCAACGAUAUCGAGGCGCAUUGAAGACAAUCACUACACAGCUAUGGAGCAGUUUGAGCAUGAUUUCAACCUGAUCAUUAGCAACUGUCUGAGGUACAAUGCACCAGACACCAUCUACUACCGGGCAGCACUCAAACUGCGAGACCAGGGACGUCCCAUUGUGCGUGCAGCCAGGCGGCAGGUGGAACGUGCUGGUAUUGACCCAGUCACUGGGCUACACACUGAGGAACCUCCUACACUUGCCGACAGGGAGCCAACUGAGGAAGAUUUUAUCCUGACAGACGAACAAAGAAGAGACAUGACACUAGAAGAACAAUUGAAAGAUCUACAGGAAAAACUGGACAUGACCCAGGCUAUAAAACAUGGAGGCGUGAGAGCGACACGAGUUAGAAUGCUGCGUAAAGAGAUCGCACUUGUCAGAAGAAAACUGAACCAGGAAAAGAGACAACUCUCAGAAUCGAGUGUUGGUGGUAUGGACGGAUCUAGCCUCGGUGAACCUUGUCUGUCACCACUGGAUGGCGAGCACCCGCUGAAGAAGUUCAAGCCCAUUGAUGAGAACGAAGCACUGAAUGGCGAGCCACUUCCGACCAAGAGCUUGGACACUGAAGACAAUCGGUUAACAGGGGAGAGCCUGUUGAACAGCAGGGCUACAGCGAACCCCAGUCCUGGAACCAGCCGACGAAGCGGUAUCCUGUUCAAUAAAGGAAGGCACCGAGCUAGGCGGAACCUGUCAGCAGGCGCGGAUAAGUUCCCGUUUGACAUCCUACCAACUGCAAACCAUGUGUUGAAAACACCGGAGAGUGAGAGAACAUUUGAUCCAGUCAGCACCGAGUGUCAGGUCACAGAAAAUCUACACACGGACGAAGCUGGAGACGAUGAUGUGGUGUUCGAGGAGAGGCAUCAGCCAGCGCCAAAAGAGGACAAGAAAGCACAGAAGCGGCCAUGUAAUGACAGCUUAGGCACCAAUGAUACGUGUUAUGUCCCGAAGAAGACUUACAAAACCGAGCUGGGCAAGUUGAUCGAAGAUGCGACGAUGCUUCCUAUGUUCGAUUCACACUCGUCUGACAGAGUCAACAAUCACUUCGCGUACACGAAUGGUUUACGGCAGCGUACGUAUCGCUCGUACACCAGCGGUUCAGAAUCAGACAUCAGUGAUAUCCGAAUGAACGGCACUCGUGCGUCCCGAGAACUCUGUCGGAAACUAUCGGCGCUGUCCGAAGACGAACUUAGCACGACGGACACGGAAAACAGUUCGGCUGAAAAUCGAGUGAUGAAUGGACCAGUGGAUGGAAAGAGGAAGAAGAAAUCGGCACCAAGGCCUCGGAAAACAACCACCUCUGAUUCAGAGAUGGCCGACCUUCCUCCCUUACAGCCAUUAGAUUUGGUUUGGGCAAAAUGCCGAGGAUAUCCCUCUUAUCCAGCCUUGAUCAUAAAUCCUCGAACGAAGAAAGGUUUCCUUCACCGUGGCGUCCCCAUCCCUGUCCCCCCUGAGGAUGUUUUGAAGGAGCGGGCCAUUACAGAAGAACAUCUUUACCUUGUACUGUUCUUUGACACAAGACGAACUUGGCAAUGGCUUCCUCGACACAAACUCGAACCGUUGGGACAGCACGAAGAACGAGACGAGAACAAGUUGCAGGAGGGUCGCAAAACAUCCAUGAGAAAAUCAGUGAUGAUGGCUUACGAACGCGCUAUUAUCCACAGGGACCAAGUAGAGAGGGGUGGAUCCCGAGACUCCGACGACGACGAAGACGACGAUGAUUACGACGACGACAAUGCCGACGACGAUGAUGACGUGGAUGGACGAGUGAACGAGAACGGCAACGAUGCAGAGGACGAUGAAGAAAGCGAUAAUGACGAUGAUGGUAAUGACGAGCAUGAUCCAUUGGAGGAAAAUGGAUUUGUUUAGAGAUGUUUUUAUCGCAAGAACUGUAGCCAAACCUUGCGUGAUGUUAGUUUAAUGGUUUCUUAGCUUCUCCAAUUUGAUUCAACUCCCAUCGGACCAAAAAAAUACACUAUCAAAAAUUCAAUGAAGUUGUGGAGCUACUAACAAACAGAAUUUGAUACUUUGUAAAUUUUGCAUGAAGCAAUUUCACAUUCUUGUCCAGAGUCCGCGAUCUUUUUGCUCAGGACCAAGAAUAGCGACCUUUGGCCGGAGCUAAUUUUUCGAACUUUGUUUUCUCAUGUUUUUUCUCUUUGGUGUAUCAGCCAGAUACAUUUCAAGAAUACUAGAUGAUGGCCAGAGGUCACGAGUGUUGGUGCCGACCAAAACGAUUGCGGUCUCUAGAGAAGGGAUCUUACGCUACGUUCAUUAACUAACGAUUUUAUGCCACACAAUGAAACUGUCCAUGAAUCUGGCGUACUUUCUGACAUUUUUACUCUUCAGUCCGAUGUAAAGUUAAUAAAAUUAGCACGAAGGCAAAAGGGUUUUUCGAAAUUAAAAAUGUUCGCAACCUCAAGCAGUUAGACAGUGGAAUAGUGUUUUUAAAAUGUUGCACAUUAAAUAUGAACUGUACAAUUGUAUUUAUAUCUAGAAGAAAGAAAUCGAUAUGUAAAUCCUGUGCUAUUUUUUUUUCCGAGACAUGUCUGUUUUUUCAACAAAUCGAGUGACGCCCGCGGAAAUAAUUCUGUGUUUUGUAUAUUUCUCUCUCCAUUCUUAUGUGUUGUUUGUCCUGUAAAUUGUUGCAGCCCAGGGUCAAUAAACUCGUCUAUUCUGACAUUGUUG
This is a messenger RNA of Orbicella faveolata, 6664 nucleotides long. Its product is annotated as peregrin-like. The record is from RefSeq and is a predicted model, not a curated record. Gene Ontology annotation, molecular function: protein binding. Lineage: Eukaryota; Metazoa; Cnidaria; Anthozoa; Scleractinia; Merulinidae. Gene Ontology annotation, biological process: regulation of transcription by RNA polymerase II.